AUGUCAUCAGAUGAAGGAGGAAAUGAUUCUGGAAAAAUGGGAGCGGAGGUGAGGAAAAGAAAAGAAAAAGAUGAUGACGACAAAGAAGUAAAAGGCAAUAAAGGAAAAAAUAAAAAAAUUGACGAGAAAUAUCAAAAAGAGCGUCAAGAAAGAAUCAAGUACUUUAAAGAAAUUGAUAGCUUCCAAAUAAACUUUAAAUAUGAUGAUACCGAUGAUAACUUUAAGGAAAAAAAUAUUGAUGGAGUAUUGACAGUUGAUGAUGAUAGUGACGAAAAUGAAGAAAUAUAUGAAGUGGCGGCGAGAAAAAGUACAAAUAAUGCAUAUAAUUUAUAA
Entrophospora sp. SA101 is the source of this 333-nucleotide messenger RNA. The record is from the annotation of a GenBank genome assembly. NCBI's taxonomy places the organism in Eukaryota, Fungi, Glomeromycota, Glomeromycetes, Entrophosporales, Entrophosporaceae.